This is a messenger RNA of Carassius gibelio (silver crucian carp), 1985 nucleotides long. RefSeq names its product syntaxin 3a (gene stx3a). Gene Ontology annotation, molecular function: SNARE binding; SNAP receptor activity. The transcript is spliced from 12 exons. NCBI's taxonomy places the organism in Eukaryota, Metazoa, Chordata, Actinopteri, Cypriniformes, Cyprinidae. The record is from RefSeq and is a predicted model, not a curated record. Gene Ontology annotation, biological process: intracellular protein transport; exocytic insertion of neurotransmitter receptor to postsynaptic membrane; synaptic vesicle fusion to presynaptic active zone membrane. Gene Ontology annotation, cellular component: postsynapse; plasma membrane; synaptic vesicle. Bases 455 to 1312 code for a protein of 285 amino acids.
UCAGACUGACUAAGUCAAUGAUUUGAGCUGAUUUGUGAAACAUAGUGCUUGGUGUUUUGACUUUAAUUGUUUUUGCUGAUGGAAAAGAAAUAUGCAGACUGCUCCAUUUUUGUCCACAUAACAUGAAUUACUCCGUUUUGAUUAUGAUUCCUUCAUUGUAUUCAUUUUAAGUCUCAGUACUAGUCAAACAGUUUGAGGUAGUCCCGUGUGCUAGUGGAGAAAAAGGAGCACCUCGGUAGAUGAAGAUUAGCGACCCAGUAUACAACUGUUGCUCUAAUCCGCUCUGAGAGGAUAGGCUUAGCACAACUACAAGACAAGAGCGACACUGACAUAUUGUUUUAUUUUAUUUUUUCCAUACUUUUUUGUUUCUAUUUUUAUUUUCUAUUUUGAGAGUGUUUAAAGAAAGAAUCCAGAAGACCUCGGUGUAUGCGUCUCAUAUCACAUUGAACUGACGAUGAAGGACCGACUGGAACAACUAAAAGCGAAGUCGGAUCAAACUCCUGAUGAUGUGGAAAUUCCGGUGGAUAAUAAAGAAUUUAUGGAUGAGUUCUUCGCUCAGAUUGAAGAAAUCCGCACCAGUAUUGACAAGAUUGAUGAAAAUGUAGGCGAGAUAAAGCGACUGUAUUCUGUCAUCCUCUCUGCACCUACAUCAGAACAGAAGACACAGGAUGAAUUGGAAGCAGUUACCAAUGAGAUAAAGAAACUGGCCAACAAUGCUCGUAACAAACUCAAAAGCAUUGAGCAGAGUUUGGCAUCUAACACUGAAGAGAGGGUUUCAGCAGAUAUCCGGAUAAAGAAAUCUCAGCAUGCUAUUCUUGCUAAGAGAUUUGUAGAAGUGAUGACCAAAUACAAUGAAGCCCAAUUGGAGUUUAGAGAGAAGAGCAAAGGGCGCAUCCAAAGACAGCUGGAGAUCACUGGCAAAGCCACAACUGAUGAAGAGCUGGAGGAAAUGCUGGAUGGCGGAAAUGCUGCAGUAUUCACAGCAGGAAUUAUGGACUCUGGGAUAUCAAAACAGGCACUAAGUGAGAUUGAGGCACGACACAAAGAUAUUAUGCGACUGGAGAGCAGCAUAAAAGAGUUGCACGACAUGUUUGUGGACAUUGCAGUACUGGUGGAAAAUCAGGGAGGCAUGAUUGACAGGAUUGAGAGCAACAUGGACCAGUCUGUGGGUUUUGUUGAAAGAGCCGUGGCUGACACUAAAAAGGCUGCAAAGUUCCAACAAGAAGCACGCAGGAAGCAAAUGAUGAUCAUGAUAUGUUGCACAAUUCUUGCGGUCAUCUGUGGUUCUCUGCUGUAUAGCUGGCUGACAUAGACUUCAAAGCAAAGAGGUUGUCUACUUUUUCAAGUCGUGUCUCUAUCAAGAAUCAAGAUAAGAAAGCAUCCGUACACACAAUAUAUUUUCCAGUGCUUGUUCAUCUAAUUUUCCCAUCUUGUUUUUUGUCUUUUACGUUCUUUCUAUCUUAUUAACUGGCCUUGUAUUGUUAGAGGCAUUGUCUGUUUAUUUUAGGGUUGUGGUAUGAAAUAUUGCUUUUAUUUAUUUAAUUGUUUUUGUGAACUUAUGAUAUAGCCCAUAUGUGAUGAUUAAAAAUACAUAAGAGGCUAAGUUUUGUUUCUUGAGGCCUCAUUUUUUGUAACUGACAAUUGAAACAAUUUACAUUAGCAGUGUUAAAUAGUUUGAAAAAAAAAACAGAUUAAUUCUUUAACAUUUACGUUGUUUUAUCUUUUAUUUUAGGAUUAGUCAAAAUUCUUUUAAAAUUCAAUUAGGGUAAACGUGGUUCUGUCUUUACUGACUAUUUGCUUAUUUAGUUUAGAUGAGUAGCACUUAGUUCUUAUUUCUUAGGUUGAGGUGCUAUUUUUCUUUUAUGUAAGUGAUAAUAUUGGAACUGUAGGCUAUAUUUGUAGACACUAUAAAGUAAUUCUACAUUAGUCUGAAUUGAGUUGUCUAGACUGAGAAGUUGUGAUUAAAAGACCAGGGUUGUAUAAAA